AUGGCUAAGCCUAAUCUAACGGAUCGUUCUGAUGGUCUUUCGAGAGCUUUGCGUUCGGAAGCGAUAUGGGCAAGUUUUUCUCCAGCAAUCAAGGAGCUAUACCUGGAAGAAAAUCUUCCAGGUUGGCUCCUGGAAGAUAUCAUGAGGACUCUCUACGAUUUCCGGGCCAGUCCAAGAGUGUAUCGAGAGCGAUUUCCCAAGAAAGACAAUGAGAAUAAUGGCAUUCAACCAAUCAGGGGAAGGACGCGUCAGAAGGUCAAGGAUGAAAUGGUAACAAAACUACACGUGAUGUGUGCUAGACCGUUCCUCUUCAAGACGCCACUGAGGCCGCAGCCAGCACCUCUGCGAUAUAGACCCCAAGAGAAAAUCAUGUACUCAAUUCAUCACUUCCUUGAUUCCAUGUUUAUCUUCAAAGGAAAGCAUACUUGGUCUACAAACCAUGUCGGCUUUUUAAGUCCAGCCGGUGAGGCGCCCCAGCUUAGUGCAUGGCAGCUCAUUGAGUCAUGUUGUGACUCGGCUUCAACUUCGAUUCGGUGCAAUCAACUUUCUCAAGCCCGAGACACGCUGUAUGGCAUUAAUCAUUUGUUUGACUUGCUUGCGCGUCUCCCGGAUCCGUUGUUUCUUGGGAAGAUAUGGCGUUUGGCUCUCGUCCUUCAUGGCCUCGAUCGUCGAGCUCCUCUCCUCAAAGCCAGGUCAACCAUCCUUCGACGCUUAAAGGCCACUGCUUGCACAGCUCAAGGGUUAGAUAGCCCUAUCUCCAUCAUCGUCAGCUGUCUUCUUGACGUAGAUGAAGCUGACUUCACGCCAACCAUGAGGCUUGGGUUUCACGAGACACUCGUUAUCCUAGACCGGAAGAUCAACGAUGAAAACAUCACCAUGCUUCAAAUGUGGUCGACAUAUGCUCGGUACUUCUCUAGACGCCAGUCCAAACUCAUCAAACGAAAAUCUUCCCAUCCGACGCCGCAGAAUCAGCCAAGGUCUCAAAUGAAGGCAAGAAGGAAAAAGCAAUCCGAAACGCCGCCUCAAGAGCGAUUGAAGGAUCACAUAAGCAAAGACAUUCUCAUGGGAAAAUUUUCACAGGUUUGGCAUAAAUGCUGGAACGAGCAAUACUUGCCGGUCAAUCAGUGGCGGGCAUCAGAUGUCUGCGUUCUCAUCACCCAGCACUAUGCCUACGCGGCCUUCUGGCUGUGCGACAAACAGUACUUGGGAGUGGGAAUGGCGAUGAAUAUCAUUGAGGAUACGAAGCCUGAAAUUGACAAGCAUCCCGUGUGGUCGGUCAAGACAAUAGCUUUCAGUGUUGCAUCUAAAAUCGUAGCCACCUAUCACCAUCAUCGCGGAGAGGUUGAUCAAAGCGAAGAAGUUUUGGAUGAUGCCAUCAAAACAUUAAGCCAUGGCGACAAUCUAUGUUUAAGCAAAGCCAUGAGAAUUUGCUUGACCCUUGCUUCGUGGCGGCGCGAGCGGGGAGAUCUGCCUGGAUCUCAAGAGGCAGAGAUGCGCUUGCUGGCGAUUCAGGACAGCAUACAGGGAGUGAGAAAAUGCCCGGAUUGUAGGCCAAGUCUUAAAUGUCAGGGAUGUUUUGAUGAGAGCCGAGCAAACUGCAGGAAUUGCAAUAAGCCCGCAUCUGAGAAGAAACGGACAUCCUGUCUAACUUGCAAGACCGCGGGCUCGAGCAGGCGAAGGGUUAUACGCCUCAAAACUGAGCUUUGGACCAGUCACGGGCUCAUACCUAUUGCUGUCAGCAGUUCCCAGGAGAGUCGUGAAAAUCUUCCUCUCCGGAAAGGCAACCUUACCAGCGACCAAUUUUCCAUCACCGGAUUACCCAAAUCAUUGACAGUCCAUGACAUCUUGAGGGCAAUACGAAAUACUGGACGAGUUUUCAGCAGCCGCCUCACGCAAUCAUCUGAAGAUCCGCAGACGUCUACAUUUUACAUUUCAUUUUUCGAUACUACAUCUGUGAAAAGCUUUUGGGAGAAGCACCGGGAUGUUGGACUCCAACUUGGAGAUCAUUACGGUUCAGUCCACCAGUCGGAUUCCAGAGAUUCGAUGCAUGGCCGAAUGAUGAGUUCUCGAGUCAAGGGAACUUGGAUCCCGAGCAGGGUCCUAAUCAUUUCAGGGCUGGCUAAACCAAAGGAAAGCGAGGAGUGCCCAGAAGUAGAAAUGCAAGAAAUACGUGAGGAGACGACAAACGAAGUGACAAUGGGGGAAUUCCCACGACUCACCCAGAACCACAUCCUCGAGCGCUUCAGGGCGGUGUGUGACUUUCAGCUUGAUGAGAUUAUUCUCCUUGACUCAGGUGACACAAGCUACACGAUUGAGGUACGAUUUAGCUCUUGGAAGCGGGAAGCAGUCGUUUGCAUGAAUAAGUAUCGCUUGGAGUGGAAGAAGUUUGGCAUCACAAUGAGUUACGGUACUGAUCCUUGUGAUUGA
Molecule: messenger RNA, 2427 nt
Organism: Clonostachys rhizophaga
Lineage: Eukaryota; Fungi; Ascomycota; Sordariomycetes; Hypocreales; Bionectriaceae
Source: the annotation of a GenBank genome assembly